Lactuca saligna is the source of this 2536-nucleotide messenger RNA. The record is from the annotation of a GenBank genome assembly. Lineage: Eukaryota; Viridiplantae; Streptophyta; Magnoliopsida; Asterales; Asteraceae.
UUCUAAUAAAUAAGUAGAACUCUGCCACGUGUCAAUCUGUAAGACCUACAAAAUAGAGUUUUCCCGCUCAUUUUAUUCAUCUAUAUUUACGUAAAUGCCAUACAAUCCAAAUUCAAUAAUUCCGGAAAAAUCUGCAAACAAAUAUGUUAAUCAAUCUUCAGAUUCGAAAAACACGCAUUAAUUUUGAAAGUUUGUUUAUUUUGAUUGCAAAUUAAAUCCCUAAAAAUCUGCAAUAUUAUUCUUUUUCAAACGUAAUCUUCUUAAUUCUUAUUCUUAUUUAUUCAAACGUAAAUAGCAUUCAUACCGUUAUUUUCUUUUUACCAUUCUGCUCCAGACGAAUUCUGCUCCAUAGUAAUAUUUGCAAACGUAUUCUUCUUCAUUCUUCUUGAUUCUGCAACGCUUCAAAAAUUAUAAUAUCAGGUUAGUGUAUUAAAAUAUCAGCAUUACUAAUAUUUCUAACCUCUUAAUUGUUUGAUUUACCAGUUUCUAUCAUUUUUCAUUUUAUUAGUGAUGUUCUUCUUCUUCCUUUUGCUAAUUCUUCUUAAUCAUGUUCUUUUUCUACCUUUUCAGUUUAAAAGACGAAAUUAGUAAUAAAAAUGAGAACUUUAUUUUCUUUAAAAAAAACUGUUCUUCAAAGCUUUAACUAUUACAAUAUGUUUUUUUUUGUUUUGCUGUUUCAUUUACUUUGAUUUGCUGUUAAUUUAAAAGGUUGCUAAUUUUCCUUACAAUUCUAUAAUGAUUAAAUUUAUUGCAGAAAAUGGAAUUCAUAUGCGAACCCAACUGAUUGGCAAUAUGUCAUUUUUUUUUUAGUUCAUUCGCAUUUGAGUUGUUUGUCUCACCAAAUACGAAAUGAAUAUUAACCAUAAUCACCUUCGCAUCUUUAACCCCAAUCCAUACAACCUCAUAUGCGAAACCCAAUUUUGAUUUGUAUUACCAAAUGCGAACAUUUUUGCUUUUACACGUGAACUGCAUUUGACUCCAAUAUGCGAACAUCUUUAACCCCAAUCCAUACAACCUCAAAGCUUUAACUAUUACAAUAUGUUUUUUUUGUUUUGCUGUUUCAUUUACUUUGAUUUGCUGUUAAUUUAAAAGGUUGCUAAUUUUCCUUACAAUUCUAUAAUGAUUAAAUUUAUUGCAGAAAAUGGAAAUAGGAAAUAAGGUUUACCUAAAUAACAUUGACCAGAUAGAUGAAAAAUCGCAUAUCAAGGUUCGGGUGCUUAAAAUUUGGAACUUUGUCAGAAAUAAUAAAGUUUGUUCCAUUGAAAUGAUCAUCAUGGAUGAGGAGGGUACACAAUACCAAGCUCGUGUCUUCAAUCAGAAUUUCUCCAGAUUUCGUCAUCUUUUAAAGGAAGAUGAAAGUUAUAUAGUUAUAAAACCCAAUAUGGCUGCUGUUACUAAUGGUUUUAGUUAUACAGGUCAUAAACAGACCUUAACUUUGGAUUGGAAAAGCAUCCUAAAAAAAUGUGAUGAUUUCUCGGGUCCGGUCAAUGGAUUUAUGUUUGUUGACUUUAAUUCUAUCAUAGAACAAACAUGCCCAAAAGACACAUUCUUUGAUGUUAUUGGACAUAUCGUGUCAUUUAGGCCUCUUGAAACUUCAAAUCCAGUACCAUCCAAGCAUUAUAUAAAAGUCACUCUUAGCAACCUAGAUUCUGUACAUCUGAAGGUUACUAUUUUUGGAAGUCAAGCAUAUCAAAUUUCAGAAUACCUAAAAAAUAACCCGACUGUUAAUUUUGUUGUUAUCGUGAUGCAGUUUUUGAAGCUAAACAUUUGGAAUGGUCUUGGUGAAGCUAAAAGUCAUUUUGAAGAAAUGAAGUUUUUAUUAGUUGCUUCCAUUGUUAAUAUAAGGCAGAAUCUACCAUGGUAUUAUGAAGCAUGCAAAAAAUGUGGAAAAAAAAUUAUCCCUGUUCCCAAAACCAAUCAUUCGUAUACCAACCCUGAGGGAAUUUCAGAAACUAUGGUUGUCGAGUGUACAAAUGCACAAUGCAAAAAAUCUGAAUUUCAGUAUAUAAUUCCAAUUAACGUACAAGAUUGUACUGGAACCAUUGGAUUGACUCUUUUUGAUAGGGAAGCAAGGAGGCCGGAGACAGUGAUGCCUUUAUUUCCAAUACAACUUAAUGUGUUGAAAAACCGCAAGUUUGGUUUUGUUGUAGAUAUUACAGAAUACAAUGUCAACAACUAUAAUAACAUCUACACAGUUCUCAGAGUUACAGAAGAUAUGUCUAUUGUUUGUGAAUUGGAAAGUAAAAUAGAACUUAUGAGUAAUCAAUCUGUCUCCUUAAAUCAAGUUGCUUUGGAAUCCGAUGAUGUUGUACAGCCUGUUCAAAAGGAUGUGAUCUCACAAACAGACGAAAGUUUUACACCCUCAACAGUUGAUAAGUCAACCGCAACAAGUCCUUGCAAAAUAUCAGGUGAUUUGAAGCGCAACCUCCAAGAAAUUUAUGAUGUUGAUUCUGGAUAUGAUUUAAGUUCAACUAAGGCUAAAAGAAAGUCAACCGCAGAGGAAACUCCACUCUUGAUUCCAAAAAUUGAAAAGUGA